GAAAGACUCAGAGAGCUCCUGGUCAGUCGUCCGGAUGGGAAAUGAUGGUGUUCUUGGCCAGGAUGAUGGCUCUGGAGAUGGAAGAGGAAGGUUGAAGUUGUCAUCUGUUUGGGAGGUAGACUCAGGACUUGCCAAAAAAUUGUAGUUGGGAGUGAGGGGAAGGUGGGGCCAAGGAUGACUCCAAGUUUACUUACCCAAAUGCCUGCACAGAGGUGGUGCCAUUUACACUGAUCCCUCUGGGAGGAGAGAAUGACCUCCCGAGAGCCCAGUGUGGAGAGGAGAUGAGGGCAAGGAGAAGGGGAAACAAGUGGGGUCCACAAUGGCAGGUUAGGAGUUGGAGGGCAAGGGGUCCGCAGACAAAGGUAUCCUCGCUGCAGACAGCAGCAGAGGGGCAAGGCCAGGCUGCCCUGAAAGAGCGGCGCGACGGGGCCCUUCAGAGCACCUCAGAGCCCUGGUGCUGCGGGAAACCGGGGGUCAGCGAGCCCGCCCAGGCCUGCCUUCCCCAUUACCCCGGGGGCUGGCGCCCAGGGCCAGGCAGACAUCCCUGGCUGAUGAGACCCUUCCUUUCGCACAGCCCGGGUUGUGCGUUGUUGUUGUUGUUUUAAAUGGCCACGUAAGUACGAUUCUACCCUCGUAAACGUGUCCAGUGCUGCUCAUUAGUGCGCCUGGUCAAGUGGCGGCCACCCCCACCCCUCUGCGCGGCUCCAAGACCCACCUCCCUCCCGCACGGGCUAAACCUGACCCCCGGAGCCUUUCUUCUCGCUUCCCCCUGCGAGGUACACCGGCCAGCCCUCUCCGCCCGAGAAUCUUAGGUUCAACAAUCAACGAAAGGUCCUCGAAGCCGGAACGAACGGCCACUUCCCCAGCGGGAUCCGGCCACGAUUGCUUUCAUCUUUCUCUAGUGCUGAUGGCUGCAGCGGGUGUCCUAGUCGCCGGCCCGGGUCGGUGCGGACGGCCUGACUGCGACACCUGGGAAGUCCGCACUGAGCCGGUGACGCGAGCAGCCUUCCCCCGCACCGAGCACCGGGGCCGCGUCCUCCGUGUUCCCCGCGCUCGGUUGCGUAGUCGCGCGCCUGCGAGAGGAAACGAACGAGGUGUGCGCCGGGAGCUCCCGGCCCACGUGAUCUGCCCCCACCGGGCUCCGUCACGUGACAGUGGAGUUGCAAACGUCUUCCUCACGUGACGGAGGCCGGUGUGUGGACCAAUGAAGAGGCGGGGCGGUCAGGGUGGUGCGCGCGAAGGUGCUCGGCCAUCCACGCUUCCGAGAGGAGGGAGGCCGCCAGUCCCAGCCGGGCGCGGGCCAGGCCGGCCUCGGUGCAGGUGGCGGCAUGAAGUGUCUGGUCACAGGCGGCAACGUGAAGGUGCUCGGCAAGGCCGUCCACUCUCUAUCCCGAAUCGGGGACGAGCUCUACCUGGAGCCCCUGGAAGACGGGCUCUCUCUCCGGACCGUUAACUCCUCCCGCUCUGCCUACGCCUGCUUCCUCUUUGCCCCGCUCUUCUUCCAGCUGUACCAGGCGGCCGCCCCUGGUCAGGACCCACUGCGCUGUAAGAUCCUGAUGAAGUCGUUCCUGUCAGUCUUCCGCUCGCUGGUGAUGCUGGAGAAGACAGUGGAGAAAUGCUGCAUCUCCCUGAAUGGCAGGAGCAGCCGCCUGGUGGUCCAGCUGCACUGCAAAUACGGGGUGAGAAAGACUCACAACCUGUCCUUCCAGGACUGUGAGUCCCUGCAGGCUGUCUUCGACCCAGCCUCGUGCCCCUAUCUGCUCCGGGCCCCAGCAAAGCUUCUGGGGGAGGCUGUUCUGCCCUUCCCCCCUGCACUGGCUGAAGUGACACUGGGCAUUGGCCAUGGUCGCAGGGUCAUCCUGCGAAGCUACCAGGAGGAAGAGGCAGGCAGCCCCAUCAAAGCCAUGGUGACUGAGAUGAGCAUUGGGCAGGAGGAUUUCCAGCAGCUGCAGGCUGAAGAAGGGGUGGCCAUCACUUUCUGCCUCAAAGAAUUCCGGGGGCUCCUGAGCUUCGCAGAGUCAGCAAACUUAUCUCUUAGCAUUCACUUCGAUGCUCCCGGCAGGCCAGCCAUCUUUGCCAUCAAGGACUCUCUGCUGGAUGGCCACUUUGUUCUGGCUACACUCUCGGAGCCAACCCCAAACUCCCAGGACGUGCACUUCUCAGAGCCCUGCCAGCCAGUGCCUCAGCGCCAGGCCCACAGCACCCCCCAGCCGGAUGACUUUGCCAGUGACGACAUUGACUCUUACAUGAUCGCCAUGGAAACCACUGUGGGCAGUGAGAGCUCAAGAACACUCCCCUCCAUCUCCCUCUCACCUGGCCUCCAGCCUCCCUGCAACUCCGAAGGGGAAGAAGAUGAAGCUGAGGCUGAGCUCAGUACAGUGCCUGGGACCCCCCCACCCAAGAAGUUCCGCUCACUGUUCUUUGGCUCCAUCCUGGCUCCUGCACACUCCCCGCUGGGCCCCAGCCCUGUGUUGGCUGAAGACAGUGAGGGUGAAGGCUGACCUGAGAACCUCUUCUGUGCCCAGAGGCCCUGGCUAGAUGAAGCCACAGCCUCUGGCUCCUCAGCGCCAGCCAGGGACAGGGCUGGGUCUCCACGCUGGCGCUGGUAAAGGUGGGCUGGAGCUGAGCUGGCUGGUCCUGCUGCAUCCCCAUGCCCCAACCAGCUAUUGGUAACUGGCCUGGGCCCUGUCAUGUCCCCCAAACAAUCAUGUCUGUUUCGAGGGGAGGUCCACCUGAUAGGAGGUCCCACACCUUAUUCCAACCUUGAAACAGAAGCUGGACACCUAUCUUCCUUAAGAAAUCACAGUGGGGCUGCUGGCCCAUUGAUCAACUUUUUCUGACAAUCAUGACUUGUCCCUCCUCCAAAUCGGGGAUGUGCUAUGGCUGGCUGGCUGGCCUUGCUUUUUCAAUAUUUUUUGGCUCUGGCUGGGAAUUCUAAGAAGGCCCUGUGGACCUUAACAUGUGGCUGGGGCCCCGUGCCUGGCAAGCCACCCCUUGCAAGUGGCUCUGGGCAAAAGAGUGCCAGGCCCACUGUUUGGGACAAGGGAGACAAGCCAGGGCAAGAAUCCAGCUUUGACCUUUAUUCAAGAGACCAGAUGGGUUGCCCAGGAUCCGGCUGCCAGCCCUGAGGCCAAGCAAGGCUGGAGACCCACAAUCUGGCCCUGCUUUGCCCUGAGCUGCAGCCUCAGCCCCAGGAUCCUGCUUGCAGCCACCGAGGCACAGGCAGAGGGAGCCCUGGGGGCUUGGACACUGCUAUUGAUUCAUUAAAAAAAAGGAAAAAAACAUCAAGGCUCCAUGUUCCCUGUGACAGCAGGCCUAGGAAGUCAGCAUGACCCCCCCCCCCAUGCUGCGUGGUUUCUGUACAAUCCACCAUCUAGGGCAGAGGGCGGGCACGUGGAGGCUAUUUCUUGGCUUUGGCGGAGUUACGGGGUGGGGUGAUGGGCCGGCCACCAGGGUUCAGGCCACUGAACUGCCCAUAUUUCCCCUUGUUCUUGUCGGCGGGCUUGAGGAUCUAAAAGAGACAACACUGGUCAGGCUCAUGGGGCUGAGCCAUGGGCCACCAGCCCCUUCCUUCCCCAUCCCCACCUGGAAGGAGCACAUGAGCGUCUCGUCCACACUCAUCAUGGCGCCAGCAUUAUCAAACUCGCCGCAGUAGUUGGGAGCUGAGAAGAGUGUCACCAGCUGCCGCUUGGCAAAGAACUCAUAGCCAUCUUCUACCACCUGGACAAGGACGGGGCAGAUAGUUAAGCAAGUGCUGGCUGCCCAGGGCCCUCUCCUACCUGGACCAGAGCUGCCGGCCCACCUGGUGUGCCCGGCAGAUGAGGUCCAAGUCGUGCUUGUGUAGGAACUUGGCCACCACCUCAGCCCCAAAGGUAAAGGAGACGCCGCGGUCGUUCUCGCCCCAGCCCUGCACGUCCUUGUCGGGGUCAGACCACAGCAGGUCACACAGCAGCCCCUGGUCAGGCACGUCUGUGGGCCGCAUGAUGCGCCGAAUCUGCUCCAUGGACUGUAGGUCGG
Myotis daubentonii (Daubenton's bat) is the source of this 4017-nucleotide messenger RNA. It is a transcript of the gene RAD9A, whose product is annotated as RAD9 checkpoint clamp component A. Gene Ontology annotation, biological process: DNA replication checkpoint signaling; DNA repair; cellular response to ionizing radiation. The record is from RefSeq and is a predicted model, not a curated record. Gene Ontology annotation, cellular component: checkpoint clamp complex. Lineage: Eukaryota; Metazoa; Chordata; Mammalia; Chiroptera; Vespertilionidae.